AUGCUUGCUUUUGUUCGACGUGGAGGGAGUACAGAUCUGCAGAAUGUCCCAUGGGGAACAGGUGGACGUAAGGAGUUUGCAGAGGAAGCAGUUCCCAGACUAGAACGGGAAGUGGAGAUAGAGCAAGUUCCAGCUGGGACCAGGCUGUUGAAAAAGCACCCUCAGUCAGAUACUUUCAUAAGGACUUCCAGCCAUAAUCAGCUGUUGGCAGAAAUGAUGCAAUCCCAUAUGGUUAAAGAUAUGUGUUUAAUUGGAGGAAAAGGCUGUGGCAAAACAGUUAUUGCUAAGGAGUUUGCUGAUAUACUGGGAUACAGCAUAGAACCGAUCAUGCUGUACCAGGAUAUGACAGCUAGAGAUUUGCUACAGCAAAGGUAUACUCUUCCUAAUGGAGACACUGCUUGGAGACCAUCGCCACUUGUUACUGCUGCGCUGGAAGGAAAGCUUGUUAUUCUUGAUGGCAUUCAUCGAAUUAACCCUGGCACUCUAGCUGUACUUCAAAGACUAAUACAUGACAGAGAACUGACUCUCUAUGACGGAACCAGAUUGUUAAGGGAAGAUAGGUACCAGAACUUAAAAGAAGAAUUACAGAUCUCUGAUGAGAAACUACAGGAAAGGUCCAUCUUUCCUAUCCAUCCGUCUUUCAGAAUAGUGGUUUUAGCAGAACCUCCUGUCAUUGGAAGCAGUACCCAACAAUGGCUGGGUCCAGAGUUUCUGACAUUGUUUCUUUUUCAUAAUGUUCGAUCUUUAAGCAAGAGUGAAGAAAUUGAAGUUAUUAAGAAAAUGAUUCCAAAUGUACCCAGUGUUGCUGUGGAGCAGUUGUUGUCAUUAACACACAAGCUACGGGAGACAAAUGAUGCCACAGCACAGUCACUGGCUUCAUCUUUAUCUACUCGACAGCUAUUGCGAAUUUGUCGUCGACUGUCACAACAUCCAGAUGAAAGCCUUUACUAUGCUGUUAAUAAAGCCUGCCUUUCCAGGUUUUUACCAAACCUUGCUAGAUCAGCUUUACAUAAAAAUCUGCAGGAUUCUGGUAUUGAGACAAGUCCAGAUGACAUGAAGAAACUAGAGGAAAAGGAUUACACAUGUGAAAUAAAUGAUGGCAUUCUGAAGAUAGGGUCUGUGACGAUGCCAGUUUAUAACUCAGCCGAGAAAAUGAAAGUGCCUGAUGUUUUGUUUUACGAAAAUGCACAACACAUGAUGGUAAUGGAAGAUAUGCUCAAGGACUUUCUGCUGGGAGAACAUCUUCUUUUAGUUGGCAAUCAGGGGAAUGGAGGCAAGGACAGCGUCCUUCAUGACCAGGUUCUCAGUCCUACAGCGUCCAAGCAAGAAGAGGAGGUCUGGGGACAGCAGCCAUGGACAGCCAAGUGCCCAGUGGCUGCCAGACAGGUCCAUGGUGAUGAGGCAGGUCUGAAGUCAAGCUGGGAAGUCAAGUCGGCAGGUCCGGGCUGGGAUGAGCAAG
Molecule: messenger RNA, 1459 nt
Organism: Leptosomus discolor (cuckoo roller)
Lineage: Eukaryota; Metazoa; Chordata; Aves; Leptosomiformes; Leptosomidae
Source: RefSeq, a predicted model, not a curated record